AUGUUGAAAACCAAGAAAGUGGACAUUGGCAAAUGGGCUCCCUCAUUCGGUGCCGAUAAUACAUCCGAGUCCUUUGCCGUCUUCGAGGACGCAAUACGAAUCCCGAACUGGAUCAACAUUGUUCACCAGGAAAUGGAGAAGUAUCUGGUCUGUGCUAAGACUCAGAUUCCGGAUCCCGGUGACAACAUUGAAAGGAACUAUGUCCGGCGUGGGCCCGCCGCCUCUCGCAAGAUCGCCGCUCAGUCGAAGCUGCAGAAGAUGGAGUACCCAGAGGCCUCUGUCGAUGACGGUUUGCGCCGCAUCUCCUUCGCGAACGCGUCUCAGGACGUGGCCUCACCGUUCCGCGAUGCUCAGGCGCAUGGAAGCAAAGCGUUGCCUCGCAAGCCAGCACCAAUUCGAUCUACGCCGUCCCGGCUAUCGAAUUCGAGCAUGCCGUCGAGCAAAUCUAUCCAAAGAGGACAGACGACCAAGACCAAGCGGCCUGGAUCGAUCUCGUCCAGCGCAAAGGAGGAGUUGGCUGCAGAGAUGUUCCUGAACGAGGAGCAGGAGCUGGUGGACGAGGAGGCUUCAUCAGAGGAUGUCUUGCCGGUGGAGGUCCCACAGCAGUCCCAGAAGCGGAAGAAGAAGAAGCCCUUGCAGACGGAAGUACAGCCGUCGAUCACGAUCAUGCCGCAGGGUGAGUUGCAGCAGCAGCUCCAACAGCGGACUCCGAGCAAUCAGCUGCAGUUGUUUAGCCAGGUGACGGCUAACUUUACCGCCACCGAGCUCCCGGCCGCAGCAAAGCCUGCGACAUCUGCUACAGCUUCCGAGCGGAGCUCCUCCAGUGAGUCGGGCCCACUUGCCGGCGAUGGCAUGGAGGCGGCUCUCCUCGAAGCCCUUCGCAGUCAAGGCCCUGAGGCCGUGAAUGCCUUCCAGGCUGCGCUGGAAGAGGGCACUCAGGCCGUUCAGUCGGUGAAGCUUUGCUUCGUGGGCCACGCCAGGGCUGGCAAAACCUCCACCCUGAAUGCGCUGGCUGGGAGGGCGUUCAAUCCCGAGCAGCCAAGCACACACGGCGUAGAGACCUGCAGCUUCGCCAAGGAGUUAAUGAGCGCGGGUCCGAGUCGCACGAAUAGCAGCAGCUACAACGAUGACGCCGUUCCGUCUGAACCGUGGCUGGAAAUGGAAGGCGAGGGGAGUGUCGCUAAGCUGUUGGAGGAGAAAGUGGCAAAGGCCGUUGCCGAGAACAUGAAGGCCAAGGCCCGGCGUGACCGAUGCGCUCGGCCCUCGCGCGCUCCGCAGCCGCAGAGCGACGCCUCCUCGGACGAGGCAGAUGAUGACGGAGGGCCGCCGCUCUUGGUGAAGAUGCCGGUGGACCUCAUAAUCAAGGCAAUCUCCAACGAGGAUGCGCCGCACCAGAGGGAUGUGAUCAUGCAGACAUGGGACUUUGCUGGCCAGCAGAUGUACUACAACAUGGCGCACGUGUUUCUUACAUCCUUCGGCAUUUACGCGCUGGUCCUCGACAUUUCGAAGUGGGAUGAUGGAGAGGCGCACUCUCCAGCUCUAGAGUCAGUGGAUUUCUGGUUGGCGGCACUCCUGGUGCACGCCCCGGAUGCCUGGCUGGUGAUCGUGGGAAGCCACGCAGAUCAGCUGGAAUCCGAGCGGCAGCAGGAGGUGUACAAAAGCAUCAAUGGAGUGCUGGUGGAGCGUCUCCAGCAAGCGCGCAAGCAUGCGAAAGUACUUGGGAAUGAAGCGGAGGGCUUGCUGUUCUUUCCAGUGGACAACAGGGGGGACUCAGCGCAAAGCCUCCACGGAAUUGCGCGCUUGCGCGAAGCCCUAAACUCGUUGGCCCUGGAUGUGGCCAAGGCCUUGGAGGUGAUUCCCACUCGUUGGGCCCACUUCUUCCACGUCCUGGAAGGUCAAAGCCAGGAGCGGUACAUCGAGAUCGAAAGUUGCCGUGAGCAGGCAGCGGCAAUGGGGAUCCAGGAGAUUGACUUGGAGAAAUUCCUAGGACUUUUUCACAAGCUCGGGCAGCUCCUGUAUUUCAAGGAAUCCCCGGCGGUGGUCCUGAGCCCACAGUGGCUGCUCGACGCGAUGGCACAGGCCCUGCGGGAGCGUGGUGAUCUCUGCAGACGCGUCCUUCCCGAUAGGAGCGUCCCCUCAGUUAGCAAGCGCUGCACUGGCUGGAUCUACGGUGUCGUCAGGUUUAUUCGAAAUGGCUUCAUGCCAUUUCGCGUCCUGGAGGCGGGCCAGAACCCGGAUGUAGAAUCCGUGGAGCAGCUACAAGGCAGCAACGACUGGAAUCUGCAGCACAUGGCCCACCUCAACACCAAGAAGUCGGCCCUACGCCUCAACCAGGGUGCUCUGGCAAGACGAACGGUUUCAGGGGCACGAGACCGUCUUGCACCUCGGCAAGCCUUCCUUGAGCAUUUCGACCUCCUGGUCCCCGGCUCGGGCAAGGUCGUCUUCGUGCUGGACUUCAAAGGGGCCUUCAGGCGCCUUCUUUCCACGCUGAUUCCGAGGCAUCGGGACGCAGAUGUCACCUCCGUAGCAAAGUCAAUUGGAGCUUUCAAGAGGGCUUGGCUACCGCACGUGUCCUACGACACGAAAUUGCCUUGCCCCUGCGGUGCAACGACAGCCAGCGCACAAGGGCACUACCUCAACCUCAGCGAGGUGCUCGCCAAUGUGCCCAUCUUCUGUCGUCACUCUGCGGGCCUCGUUCGCACUGCCGAUCUGCCCGCGUCGGUUCGAGCCUGGAGGGAGCGACCAGCAGGUGCUCGUGAGACAGCAGCCGUCGAACGGCCGUUUAUGUACAUGUAUUCGUCGCCCCUCUACACCAAGAUCAACCAGUUCCCUCAGCUGAAUGUGCACAAGGAGUUUGAGACACUAAAGGGCCUGCUCGCCGGUUGCACCACGCAGGUGGCGACCUACACGAGCCUGGAGAAUGCGAUGCAGAUGCGGCCAGCCCCGUCGGUUCUUCAUCUCAGCUGCCAUUCGGUGCCGCUGCAGCACGGAGGCUCUGUGAGGCACUUUCUGCUCCUCGAAGACGAGAAGGGCUGCGGCCAUCUACUCGAUGCUCAGGGCCUGCAGCAGAUGGGUGGAUGGGAGAACCUGGGGCUCUUGGUGCUCUUGGCCUGCAACUCCGUGGCCAUUGCACGCGAGCUCCCUUGUCGGUCCAUCUGUUGCACGAACAAGGUCAGCGACAGUGCAGUGCGCGACUUCUGCCGAUCCUUCUACUUGCAUCUGUUCUCGGGCCGAUCUGCUCGGGAGGCUUGGAACAGGGGCCGCUAUGCCCUGCGAAACCAUGCGGACACGGGUUUGCGCGCAGAGGCAGAACGGUUCCUUCUUUGGCCGCCAGAGGUGCAGGAGGAGCCUGUUUUUGCACCGCCGCGCGGCGAUGCCAUCGAGGGGACACCAUGGCCCGCCACUCCUCCUGUGGAGAAGUACCGCCUUCAGGCGCUGGACCUGGCGGCGCUUGCGGAGAAGUUUCAGUUUUUGGAACGACGGGUGAUACUGCUUACCGGGCCCAGAGGUGCUGGUAAGACGACUACUUGUCGAUUUUUUUGUCGUUUCUUUGGGGCGCCUGGCCGGCUUUUUGCCGAGGGUGUGGCGCUUUUGGGCACGAAGGAGAUGGAGCUGCUGUUCGAAAAGGACGGCUGCUUACAGCACCUACUUGCCAAGAUGAUCCUCCUUGCCUUGAACGUUCAGGCCUAUGCCACCUGCACCUGGUCCACGUUGACGUCUCUCACGCGGAACAGGCGCUGGCUUCUCGUGCUGGACGGCAUCGACCGUUUCCAGUCGGACAAGGACAUCGAGAGGUUGAGAAAGCCACUGGAAGAUCUACUUUGCACCUGCACAAAGCUCUGCGUGGUGCUCACGAGACGAUCUUCCGGAGAAGGCCCUGGCAGGCCUUGGGAGCUGGCGCAGCUCGACGCGUGCAAGGUGGUGCCAUUUCCGCUGUCGCGGCUUUCGGGUGAAGAUGCUGCGCUGCUCUUUCUCGACCGGAUUGUGCGUAAGCUCUUCCCGCGAGAUUUUGACCUGGCGGAUGAUUCGCCAGAGCCUUUGUCAGGCGGACGGGACUUGCUGCAGAAGCUGCAUGGGUCUCCUCUGAUGCAGGCCUUGGCCGGUGUGCCCGGUGAAAUCGUCGAUGCGGCCGCACGGGUGGACUGCGAAUUACACUCACUUCUGCAGCAUCCGGUCUUGUGCCGCGAUGUCAGAUGA
This is a messenger RNA of Symbiodinium sp. CCMP2592, 4197 nucleotides long. Lineage: Eukaryota; Dinophyceae; Suessiales; Symbiodiniaceae. The record is from the annotation of a GenBank genome assembly.